Messenger RNA from Paramormyrops kingsleyae, 3520 nucleotides. It is a transcript of the gene trmt1l, whose product is annotated as tRNA methyltransferase 1-like. The record is from RefSeq and is a predicted model, not a curated record. Lineage: Eukaryota; Metazoa; Chordata; Actinopteri; Osteoglossiformes; Mormyridae. Gene Ontology annotation, molecular function: RNA binding; tRNA (guanine) methyltransferase activity. Gene Ontology annotation, cellular component: nucleus. Gene Ontology annotation, biological process: tRNA N2-guanine methylation.
UGCUUUACGCAGAGUACGUAGAGUGGAAAGCGCAAAUACGAAUUUUACUCUAGUUUAGUAAAAUGGCGGAGCAAAAGGAAGAAGACGCUAUUCAACUACAUCAGGAGGCCGUCGAUAAAAAUAGCGAUGGAGGUCCUCAACGCACAGCGAUCAACCCGGAGGAGAAGAGCAAAGACCUGGUCGAUAUUCCUGCUACACCAGCCAGUAGCGCAAAAACGGAGUCAUCUUCUGACAAUGAGAGAAACGCGUCUGUGUCUUCCUCUGAGAGACAUGUAUCGAUUCAGACUGAGCUGGAGGGCCUGGAAAAGCUGGUAGACCUUAAUGGAGCUGGCAGAAAGAACUGCCCACUUUGUCCAGAGGAAAAGUUCAAAGCUUGUUACAGUCACAAACUACGGCGCCACCUACAGAACCUACACUGGAAGGUCUACGUGGAGUUUGAAGGUCAGAGAAUGUGCAUCUGUCACCUGCCCUGCAGACAGCUGAAGCCCAGCCCCAAUGGAGACCAGGCCACUGGUCGGUUGGUAGCCCAUUAUCACUGCGUGGUUUGCUCAGUGACCAUUGCCCGCAAGACUGACAUGAUCAGCCACCUCAAGCGCCACGUGAACAAGGGCGAGACUGAGGCCAGCUACACUGGGAGCGCGGAGGUGCCUUUUGAGGAUCCAGUUCCUUCUGGACAGACCUAUGAAAUAAUGAAAGAAUUGGGGACCAAUGUUCAGCUCCUUCCGAACUACACCACCCCGCAGAAGAGUGACACAUACUUCAACCGGAAAAUGAAAAUGAACAGACAGCUUGUGUUCUGCUCGUUGGCAGUUCUGGCAGGAGAGAGAAACCCUCUUGAGUGUCUCGAUGCCUUUGGUGCCACAGGCAUCAUGGGUCUACAGUGGGCUAAGCAUCUUCGCAACUCGGUCAAGGUGACCAUCAAUGACAUCAACGAGGCCUGCGUUAAAAUGAUCCGGGAAAACUGCCACCUCAACAACAUCCGAGUGGAAGGCAAUCGAGGGUCCCGGCACGCCGACGAUGCCGGCAAUGCCAAAGAUGCACCCGUCGCGUCGGUGGAGGUCGUCAAGAUGGAUGCCAAUGUUGUUAUGCACUUGCGCCCUUUCGACUACAUACACCUGGACCCCUUUGGGACAGCAGUGAACUACCUAGAUGCGGCCUUUCGGAACGUGCGCAACCUUGGCAUCGUGUCGGUGACGUCCACCGACACGGGGUCGCUGUACUCCAAGGCCCCGAACGUCACCCUGCGGCACUACGGCUGCCAGAUUGUGAGGACGGAGUACUACAAGGAGCUGGCCGCACGCAUGGUCGUCGCUACGGUGGCAAGGGCGGCCGCGCGCUGCAACAAGGGCAUAGAGGUGCUGCUGGCCGUCGCCGUCGAGCACUUCGUCCUGGUGGUGGUGCGGCUGCUGCGGGGCCCCACGCAGGCCGACGAGGCGGUGAAGAAGAUACGGCAGCUCCUGCACUGUCAGUGGUGUGAGGAGAGGGUCUUCCUGAAGCCCGGGAGCAUGGUGGAAGAGAGCCUAUACAGACAGCUACCCUGCAGCUGCCAUGGGAGCAUGCCGGGAAAGACGGCUGUGGAGCUGGGCCCCCUCUGGGCAGGUCCCCUUUUCAACACGGGCUUCCUCCGCCGCAUGCUGGCCGCAGCCGUGCAGUACAGCAUGGAUGACGUGCAGCCGCUGGUGAAGACGCUCAUCUGCGAGUCGGAGUGCACCACCCUCAAGUCCUUCUCUGUCCACGGCCCCACACUGCACGCCAAUCAGGUGGAAUGCGGUGUGGUCAUUAAAACGGUACAGAAGGCAGAGGACACAGCCUCAGUGGACCAAUCAGGGAAGAGGAAGACGACUGAGGAGUCCGGGAACGUGCUGAAGAAAGCAAAGUCGGAGACGUCGAUGGAGCACCCGGCGUUCUACUACAGCAUCCACCGGCACAGCAUCCGCGGCAUGAACAUGCCCAAGUUGAACAAAUUUCUCCAGUACCUGACAGAGGCAGGAUUCCGGGUCAGCCGGACCCACUUCGACCCGACGGGGGUGCGCACCGACGCCACCCUGAGCCAGUUCAAGGCAGUGCUGACCAAGUACAGCGUGCCCACCUACUCCGCCACGCAGGUGGGGGCCCGCAGCCUGAGUGUCGACGAGUGCUGCCGGCCCGUGGAGUGACCCCUCCCCCCGGGUGGCCUUGCGUGGUCCUGAGAUGAUGAACACGUUCUUACUGCACUGAUACUUUCCCUUUAUUGUGAUUUUAUUUUUAUAAUAUUUCUUCUUUUAAAGCGCUGUAGCUUAUCAGCCUUUUUUUAAAGGGGUCUUUUACUUUUUUUCUUUGCAUCACAAAGACCAAACACUGUUUUGAAACCACAGCCCAGACUCUCUCUGAUUGUGCCCUGAGUUAUGAAGUACGCUUUACCGAGCAGGUGACCCUUUCCCACGCUUUUGGAGGCUGGUGGCCCCCCACCUUUACCGGGUCUCCCAACGCGGAGACCCAAGGGUCAGCUUGAGCCCUUCCUCUUAGGAGUGAGCUGUGAAGAACCCAACUUAUUUUAAUGCUAUGGAGACUGGAUGGGGUCCUGCUAUAUUGCUUGGUUUUAUGGUAAUUUCAGAAAGAUACAUUAAACAUGGAUGUGAAAUACAUGGUGAUAUUUACUUUAUAAGUGAAGCUGUGAAGCAUACUGUUGUUGCAUUCGUAUCACGACGCCUUUUCCCUAAUAGGGGCGUCUUGGUGGUUUUGUGGUUGUAACUGUGGCCUCACACCUCCAGACUGUGCGCUUGUGGGUUUCCUCUCACCUCAGAAUCAUGGUUCGGGUGAAUUUGUGAGAGUGGCUGUCCGUCCCCUGCCUGUCCAGCUGUACCUGCCGACAUCGGCCUUCCUUAACCUGCACUAGAAAGACCGAUGGAUCGUUCUUGUGCAGUAUUUAAAAUGAAUACGUCACCGUUAAUCUGUUCUAUUUCAUAAACAGAAAGCAGCUCUCAAAAGCCGGUCAGCUACGUCCUUCAAGGUGAAGAUCAGGCAUUUCAGCCUUUUUUUUCUUCUUUUUCCCUAUAUAGAGUAUGUGAAAAUUAGAAAAUCCAUUGGCAUUGAUUUCAACUGCACACUGCAACUCUCAGCGCAGCUUCUGUUUAAGUCGAACUCUUACAGCCUAUUUUUUUUUUGUUGAAAUACGUGCACUGCUUUGCCCGCCACAAGCACUCAGUUUGGUCGCACAAUACCACAGGGCAACACUCAACCGCCAGCUAAUUAUUUUGAAAUUAGUUAUUUUAGCGUGUUCAGUUACUGCUAUUUUAGGUCUGUUUCUUUCCAUACAUGGUGUGCACAGCACAGCAUAUCCAUCUUUAGUGGUCAAGCACACACAUUCAUAUAAAUAAAGCCAGUGCCAUCGUACCUGAUUCUGGGGCUGUGAGUACUCUGCCAGCUUGCUGUUCAAUUAACAGGGGAUGGAUAAGAGGUAAAUGAGAUAUAACAGAUUUUGACAACCCAUUCUCUCCUCUAAUGCUUCAACAGUGUCCAAAAUAAAGGAUUAAUUCUUGUA